UGUCAGAGCUGAGCGGAAGGGAGUGUCGGACGCUAACAUACGCUCAUAUACACAAACAACAAAAACAACCGAACAGCCAGAACCGAGCCUCGCCAGCACUCAGCAGGUCAGCAUGGCGUCCGGCAGCACGAGCAGCGAGGAGGAGAGGAGUUUGCGGGAAUGUGAGCUGUACGUGCAGAAACACAACAUCCAGCAGCUGCUGAAGGACUGCAUUGUGCAGCUGUGCACGUCCAGGCCGGACCGGCCGAUGGCCUUCCUCAGAGACUACUUUGAGAGGCUGGAGAAGGAGGAGGCCAAGCAGAUGGUUGGUCAGCAGAAGUCCAGCUCACGCUCAGAUUCACGCGAAGAUGAGAUUUCUCCCCCCAUGAACCCCGUGGUGAAGGGCCGCCGCCGCCGCGGAGCCAUCAGUGCGGAGGUUUACACCGAGGAGGAUGCCGCUUCCUACGUCAGAAAAGUUAUUCCGAAAGACUAUAAAACGAUGGCCGCUCUGGCCAAAGCAAUUGAGAAGAAUGUGCUGUUCGCCCAUCUGGAUGAUAACGAAAGAAGUGAUAUAUUUGAUGCAAUGUUUUCGGUGAACUACAUCGCUGGAGAGACCGUCAUUCAGCAAGGGGACGAGGGUGAUAACUUCUACGUCAUUGAUCAGGGAGAAAUGGAUGUCUAUGUGAAUAAUGCAUGGGUGACCAGUAUUGGAGAGGGCGGCAGCUUUGGUGAACUGGCCCUAAUCUAUGGCACCCCAAGGGCGGCAACCGUCCGUGCCAAAACCAAUGUGAAGUUGUGGGGAAUCGACAGAGACAGCUACAGGAGAAUACUGAUGGGAAGCACUCUGAGAAAGAGGAAGAUGUAUGAGGAAUUCCUUAGCAAGGUGUCAAUUUUAGAAUCUCUAGAUAAGUGGGAGCGACUGACUGUGGCUGACGCGUUGGAAACCGUGCAGUUUGAGGAUGGCCAGAAGAUAGUGGUUCAAGGCCAACCUGGAGAUGAGUUUUUCAUCAUCCUCGAGGGUUCUGCCGCAGUGCUGCAGAGGCGCUCUGAAAACGAGGAAUUUGUGGAGGUGGGCAGACUUGGACCCUCAGACUACUUUGGUGAAAUCGCUCUGCUGAUGAACCGCCCCCGCGCUGCUACCGUCGUGGCCCGCAGCCCCCUGAAGUGCGUGAAGCUGGACCGCCCGCGUUUCGAGCGCGUGCUGGGGCCAUGCUCGGACAUCCUGAAGAGGAACAUCCAGCAGUACAACAGCUUCGUCUCGCUGUCUGUCUGAUCCCCCCAGCCGCUGAAGGCCACCUCCUCGUCCUCUUUUUAAUCUAUCGCAGGGUCCACCAAUGCAAGAUCUGCUUUAUUUUCUUACUUCUCUUUUCUUUCGUAUUGUUCUUUUCUUCUUCCUACACCCAGGUGCCCGUUGAGUACACUGCUCCGGUAUGUCCUCUGCCCUGUUCCUCAUCUGUGGGUUGUUGUAGUUUUAGGCCGGAUGUUCGUCUCCACUCGGGAGACCCAGACGUUUUGCCGGUGAUGCCUCUUCAGCGUGAAGAGCUUUAAAAACAAAACGGGAGUUUCUCCUGCUUUCGGGUGUCGCAACGUUUCUGCGGGGGCGUCACACGCUAGAUCUGCCCAGUGCGUUGUGGGAAAGCGCGCGGUUCAAACCAUUCAAGAGUAUUUCGCGGUUCGUUUUCUUCUGCAUUGUUUGACUAUAGUUAAGCCAAAGGCAAAUCUAAUCUAUGUUGUGUAUGAGUUUUUCCGUUGGAUAUGUUAGUUUCAUCGAGGGUACUGAAGUUUUUGACGUCACCAUAGUUACCGUGGUGAUCAGCUUUGCUCUUUUCUUGUUCUACUUGCACAUAUAUAGCAUAUGUAAAUGAUUAUAUUAGACGUAAAUGACCAUAAUCAUAUUUUUUUGCACAGUUUGAGAUAUAUACAUACAUACAUAUAUAUAUAUAUAUAUAUAUAUAUAUAUAUAUGUAUGUAAAGAUUCUAUUCUAUAUAUGCUCCUGCUAUUUCACAUUGUUCUUGCUGGUCCUGGUGUUUUUUUUGUUUUUUUUGUUUUUCCUCGUCUCCCCAAUUUGCACCGAUCUCUCCCAUUUACCUCACAGUGCUUCUAGUAUUGAUUUUUAUCUGAAAUUUUGUCUGAUGCGCUUUUCUUUGAGUGAAGUCUUGAGUAUUUGUUGAAUUUUUAGUGUCAAACUUUUCAAAACGAAGCGCUCUUUUUCUCAAAAAAAUUAGCACCAAUGCAAGUGUUUGUGGGUUUUCAGAGUAUUGUUUAUUCUCUUACUAGUAGGGGUUCAUUUAAAGGUACAAGUAACAUAUAUUUUUUUUUUCUGUUUCGUAUACACCAUUUCAGGCUUGUUCAAUAUGUAUCUUGAUUAGUAUGUACCUGAAACAAGGCAUAAAGGCGAUUAUCUUUUCACCAUUAUCUUUUCAUAAUACUUUUUUUUUUUUUUAAGAAAAAUGUGCUUAUCGUACCUUUUUAAUGCCAGUAUAAUGUGACACAGUUGUACCAUUCAAAGUCUUAAGAGCUUUAGUAUUAGCUGAUGUCAAACAACACGGCAUACAGCACAACUGCUGUUUGAACGUGUGAAAUAUUUCACAACUGCUUGUGUUACGGUGAAAAAUACAAUUGAUCUGAUCUUUUGAUUUAGUUCUCAACCUGGACGCUCCCUGUUCCAUGCGAUGGUGCUUUGUAAUGCAGUGUUAUCAUUUGCUAAAGCUUAUGUUGGAUAUUUCAAAUGUUGUGACCGGUUUUGUUUUUGUUUUUCGCUCACAAUCGACCGAUAAAUUUUAGGUCAAAAAUGUGUAGGCAUUCAUUUGAAUAGAAAAUAGUUUAUCUCUGUGUUGGACGCCCAUUAGACCUUUUCAGAGAUACAUACAUGUGGAGCAUCUAUUGGUUUUAAGUUUUGGAAGUGCCUGAUUUAAUUUUGUUAGGGGGGGAAAAAUACAAUAUUAUUAUCAUUUAAAUUUUUGUUGAUAAAUGAGCAUCAUCAGCAUGUUUUAUUGGUGUCUUUUAAAAAGUGUAAUGUUGAUUUAUCACCUUUUAAGUCUCACAUUGCCAAUAUCAACUUCACUUAUACCAUAAACUACUUUAUUUACAUCAGUCUAUAGCACCACUGUGCUUCUGUUGUCCCUCUUCAUACUGGAAAAGAGCUGCCUGGAGUGGUCAGUUGUGUUUCUCCACUCUGCUCAUAUGAGCAGUUUUCCACAGACAGACAUGCUUUAUCAACAAAAUCAACAACAGUUUGAAUCAGAGAAGCUAUUAGAACUGUUUUUAUUCAUGUGCAAGUCUUUGACACCCACCACUGGGGUCAUAUCAUAUAUUUUAUCUGUAUGAUUGUGAUCAUCUAUUAUGUAUCAUACAUGUAUGAAGGGGCAGAGUGAAUCUUGUAGAGAUAGAAAGGUGUGAUUCAGGCUUUUCCUUUGAAUUCUGCAGUAUUUCAUUUGAAGCGUUUGGAGAAGAACGUCUCAAGCACGUUUCUCAGUUAGCCUAGAGGUGUUUAAUCACAGUACUGAAUCAUAAAUGCUGUUUAUUUCUAUUUUUGUAUCAUCCAGAUCCACAUUUUGGAAAGAUUUUCAGCCAUGAAGGAACAUUUGUGUUCGUAAAAGUGGUACCUUUUGGAAAAUUAUCUUAAUUUUUAAGUGUUUUCCGGAAAAACAAGCUUGUGCUUUUGUCUUUUUUGCUGGUUCUUCAUUCCCUUGACUGACCCUUCUUACUUUUUGACUGAAGCCCCAGUAUUAAACCCUCACUGCUCUCCAACGCUCUGCGGUUUAGAGCCAUCAGAGGACCAUUUUCUCUACUCUUAUUCUGUGAUUGUAUUCAGGUUUUUCUUUUUAUUGUGCUGACAUUGUAACCCUUUUGGUAUAGAUUGUUCCCAAUGGCAGGUUAAGCAAUAAAAAAAUUAAUUCUUAAA
This is a messenger RNA of Pygocentrus nattereri (red-bellied piranha), 3884 nucleotides long. It is a transcript of the gene prkar1aa, whose product is annotated as protein kinase, cAMP-dependent, regulatory, type I, alpha (tissue specific extinguisher 1) a. Gene Ontology annotation, biological process: regulation of protein phosphorylation. Gene Ontology annotation, cellular component: cAMP-dependent protein kinase complex. The coding region runs from base 113 to 1252 and encodes 379 amino acids. The transcript is spliced from 11 exons. NCBI's taxonomy places the organism in Eukaryota, Metazoa, Chordata, Actinopteri, Characiformes, Serrasalmidae. Gene Ontology annotation, molecular function: cAMP-dependent protein kinase regulator activity. The record is from RefSeq and is a predicted model, not a curated record.